CGCCCGGCCGGCCCCGCAGCGUCGCCGUCCGCCCGCCUCUGCCCGCGCCGCGCCUCUCGCUGCGCCCCGACCUCAACCAGAACUGCGACGCCAUGAUGGCCGAGACGCCCGACGACGUGACCGUCAAGGGCUUCGACAACCCUGUGUUCGAGGAUGACGACAAAGCUGGCGGCACGGCCCGCCUCAACGUCAACCAGGCGAGCAACGAUGAGGUGGCCGCCAACCAGGCGCGCAACGGCGCCAAGAAGGACCACGAGGCCGUCAAUCUCGAGCUGGUCACCAUGACGCCCGAGAAGAACGGCAACGGCGCCGACAUCAAAAGCAAGGACGCCGCCAUCGACGUGACGUAUCACGACGAUGGCGAGGGUGGCCAGAACAAGACGCACCGGAAGAUGGUCAGGGGCGAGAAGUACUACCCGGGCGGCCGCGAGGGCACCGCCAAGCAGCGCUGGAUAUGCUGGGGCGGCAUCCUGGCUGUCGUGCUCACCGUCAUCAUCUUCAUCAUCCUGCUGUCGACUGGAGUGUUUUCAAGCGACGAAGCUGCCGGGAACGACACUACCGUCAACGGAGAUACCCAAGCCAUAGCGAACGUGGAGCCAUCUGGCGGGGGCGCCGCAACUUCUGAUACGCCCCCACCUCCACCAAGCACACCAAUAGUCGACUCUGUGUUUUCUGGGUCCUUACGGCUGAAUGAAGAAUUCAGAGACGCUCUCUAUGACAAGACUUCUCCAGAAUUCAUGCAAAUGAAGAGAACAGUCGAGGAUCAGCUUGACGAGGCGUACUCGGUGUACAACUGGCCUGAGGGCAGUGACCUCGGCACGAUCCGCACUCAGGUCAACAGCUUCAGCCCCGGCAGCGUGAUGGUCGACUACGACGUGGCGGCGGACCACGUGCAGUCGGUGUCGCCGGCGGAGGCGAGCCGCCGCCUGGAGCGUCGUCUCGAGCAGUACCUGACCGCUGGGCAGCUGCCCGCGUCCGAGAUCCUCAUCAAACCGAUGGAGGACCUGUGCGCCAUGGGUCAGUCCGGCUGCUCUCAUGAGUGCAACUUCUCCUUCACGAGCCUGGAGUUCGUCUGUCUCUGCCCGGCCGGCAUGGAGAUCGGUGACGACCUCAAGAACUGCGUGUUCGCAGCACCAGCCAUCCAGGAGAUGCAUCCCGACAUCCACCACAUCGAGGACCCGGUACUGGAGCCGUCGCUGCAUCCAGACACCACAUACAACGUGGACCAUGCGUGGAUUCACGAAGGCACGGAGACCACCCCCGAACCGGAGCCGGAGACGACCGCCGCGCCGCACGACCACGACCACGACCACGACCACGACCACGACCACGAUCACCACUUCCACGACCAUGGUCUGUUCGGGGACAUGGGCGAGGAGACCACCCCACAGGCGGAGCCGGAGACCACGGCGACGCCUCUGGGCCACGACGACUGGUUCGGACUGGUGGACCACUCGGUGCACGAGCACGGCGAGACGACCACCCCGGAGCCGGAGCCGGAGACCACGCCGGAGCCGGAGCCGGAGACCACGACGGAGCCUGGCGAUUUCCUGUCGCUGUUCAAUGAGGAGUAUCCGGAGACGACUCCGGAGCCGGAGCCGGAGACCACUGCGGAGCCGGAGCCGGAGACCACGGCGGAGCCGGAGCCGGAGACCACGGCGUACCCGGUCGAGGAAGCGGUGCCCUUCGGCGUCGCGCCGAAGCUGGAUGCGGCUAAGCCGCAGUUCGUUCCGUCACUGUUCAACGCAUCGCUGCGACUGGAUGAGAAGUUCCCCGAAUCUCUGCACGACAACACCUCUUCCGACUAUCUCAAGAUGAUGGUCAGAGUCAGGAAGGAGAUGGCAGAGGCGUUCUCGGGCUUCAAUUGGUCCGAGGGCGACGACCUGGGGCCGAUCGGCAUCAAGAUCAGAAAGUUCGGGCCGGGCAGCAUCGUGGUGUACUACCAGAUCACCACAGGGGACGUGUCUGGGCUGAGCGCCGAGGAGGUGGCGCAGCGUCUGCAGUACCGCCUGGAGGACUAUUUCACCAGCACAGAGGGUCGGCUCUACCACGGCGCCCGCUUCCCGGUCUCCGACAUCAUGGUCGAACCGUUCCGUGACCUGUGUGCCAGCGGCGAGUCGGGCUGCUCGCACAAGUGCUACUUCUCGGCGGCCGACAAUGCCUUCCUCUGCCACUGCCCCGAGGGCAUGGAGCUUGGCGACGACGCCAAGACAUGCAUGCAUUUGCACGGAGUGCCGCCGGUAGUGACGGUGUGGGACGGCCAGCAGUGGAAGCACCCGGAUGACGCGACCACCGCCGAGCCGGAGCCGCAGCCGACAGACGGGCCCUUCACGGACCACCCGUGGCUGAGGGCCGACACGGAAACCACAACGGAGUCCGCGCCGCACGACCACGACCACCACUCGCACGACCAUGGCCUGCUCGGGGACGUAGGCGGGGAGACCACCCCGGAGCCGGAGCCGGAGACGACCGCCGCGCCGCACGACCACGACCACCACUUGCACGACCAUGGCCUGUUCGGGGACGUGGGCGGGGAGACCACCCCGGAGCCAGAAGCGGAGACGACCGCCGGGCCGCACGACCACGACCACCACUUGCACGACCAUGGCCUGUUCGGGGACGUGGGCGGGGAGACCACCCCGGGGCCGGAGCCGGAGGACGACCGCCGCGCCGCACGACCACGACCACCACUUGCACGACCAUGGCCUGUUCGGGGACGUGGACGGGGAGACCACCCCGGAACCGGAACCGGAAACGACCGCCGCGCCGCACGAUCAUGACCACCACUCGCACGACCAUGGCCUGUUCGGGGACGUGGGUGGGGAGACCACCCCGGAGCCAGAAGCGGAGACGACCGCCGCGCCGCACGACCACGACCACCACUUGCACGACCAUGGCCUG
This is a messenger RNA of Pollicipes pollicipes, 2901 nucleotides long. RefSeq lists its product as uncharacterized. Lineage: Eukaryota; Metazoa; Arthropoda; Thecostraca; Pollicipedomorpha; Pollicipedidae. The record is from RefSeq and is a predicted model, not a curated record. Bases 93 to 2780 code for a protein of 895 amino acids. The transcript has 13 exons.